Messenger RNA from Neltuma alba, 1226 nucleotides. RefSeq names its product peroxidase 3-like. Lineage: Eukaryota; Viridiplantae; Streptophyta; Magnoliopsida; Fabales; Fabaceae. Gene Ontology annotation, molecular function: heme binding; peroxidase activity. The record is from RefSeq and is a predicted model, not a curated record. Gene Ontology annotation, biological process: response to oxidative stress; hydrogen peroxide catabolic process. Bases 23 to 1000 code for a protein of 325 amino acids. The transcript is spliced from 4 exons.
GAGCAUUGCAAACAACACAAGAAUGGCAAGCCAGAGUUUCCUUAGGGCUUUGAUUCUGUGUCUCGUAGCAAUCAUUGGAUCAACUCAGGCUCAAUUGCAGCAAAACUUCUAUGCCAAAACCUGCCCAAAAGCCGAGGCGAUCGUCUACAAGUAUGUUCACGAGCAUAUCCGCAAUGCCCCUUCAUUGGCAGCCGCCCUUAUUAGAUUGCAGUUCCAUGACUGCUUUAUCAGGGGUUGCGAUGCAUCAGUUCUUCUGAACUCAACAACCAACCAAGCUGAGAAGGAUUCUCCGCCAAAUCUUACCCUCAGAGGAUUUGGCUUCAUUGAGAGGAUCAAGAGCCUAGUUGAGGCUGAAUGCCCUGGUGUCGUCUCUUGUGCUGAUAUUCUAGCUGUGACUGCCAGAGACGCUAUUGUCGCCACUGGUGGUCCCUACUGGAAAGUUACUACAGGUAGAAGGGAUGGAACUGUCUCUAACGCUACAGAAGCUUUAUUCGGCAUUCCAGCUCCAUUCCAAAACAUCACCACCCUCCAAGGAAUCUUCGCCGGCGUGGGACUUGAUUUGAAAGACUUGGUCCUUCUCUCAGGUGCGCACACAAUUGGUAUCUCCCAUUGCCCAUCACUCUCAAACCGCCUGUACAACUUCACCGGUAAAGGUGAUCAAGAUCCAUCUCUAGACAGUGAAUAUGCAGAGAAUCUAAAGAAAUUCAAGUGCAAGACCAGCACUGAUAACACCACACUAGUUGAGAUGGACCCUGGAAGCCGCAAGACAUUUGAUCUUAGCUACUACGUUCAUGUGGUUAAGAGAAGGGGUCUAUUCGAAUCAGAUGCUGCGUUGCUAAACAACCCAGUCACAAAAUCCACUGUCAACCAACUGCUUCAGGGUUCAGUGGAGAACUUCUUUGCUGAAUUUGCCAAGUCUAUGGAGAAGAUGAUCCAAAUCAGUGUCCUGACUGGGACACAAGGGCAGAUCAGGAAGCAGUGCGCCCUUGUAAACAACUAAGUAAUUGCAAGUUUUUGUCCAUUCUGGUGCAUUUUGUAUCAUUAAUUUUUUUUUUAUAGUUUUAUUCUAUAAAUUUCUGGGGUUUGGUAAUGUAUGUUCUGUCUCAGUUGUGUCUUAAUUUGUUUGACCCCAAUGGUCGGUUGUAUGUUGUGGGCAUAAAUGAUGAAUCUCACUGUGUCAGGUUACAAGGGAGAUAAGUUCUUGAUGUUAAUAAAAGGCCGAACUG